Molecule: messenger RNA, 474 nt
Organism: Sphenostylis stenocarpa
Lineage: Eukaryota; Viridiplantae; Streptophyta; Magnoliopsida; Fabales; Fabaceae
Source: the annotation of a GenBank genome assembly
AUGGGAAUUGUGACAACUGAAAGCGAGAUAGUUUUUGCAGUGGCCCCUGCAAGACUUUACAAAGCCAUUGUGCUUGAUUCUAGCAAUUUUUUUCCCAAAGCUUUACCAAACUUCGUUAAGAGUGUUGAGAUCAUUGAAGGAGACGGAGGACCCGGAACCAUAAAGAAGCUCAGUCUUCCCGAAGGGUAUGUGAAGCAAAAGGUGGAUGUGAUCGACGUAGAUAACUACGUUUACCACUACACAAUAGUUGAAGGCAAUGUUCUGACAGACCCACCAUUGGAGAAGGUGUCAAAUGAGUACAACUUGGUGGGAAACCCUGAUGGAGGAGGAUGCAUCGUGAAGGUCACACGCAAAUACUACACAAAAGACGAUGCUGAACUCACACAAGAGUUUCUGCAGUCUACCAAGGAGAUGUCUGCACUGUUUGCCAAGGCUGUUGAUGAUUAUCUUUUGGCUAAUCCUGAUUACAACUAG